Molecule: messenger RNA, 2535 nt
Organism: Chironomus riparius
Lineage: Eukaryota; Metazoa; Arthropoda; Insecta; Diptera; Chironomidae
Source: the annotation of a GenBank genome assembly
AUGUUGAUGGCAGAAAUUUAUAGUUUAUUUUUCUUGGCUUACAUUGUAGCCUUAGGAUUUUUGUCGAACUACUUUUUGCAUCGAUUAGACACAAAGGCAUUGCUUAAAUCCCAAGAAGAACGAUACCCUGGGUCAUUUAUCGCUGAACGAGCUUAUCAGCAACUAAAAAUACUCAAUGAUUUUGGCCCAAAAGUGGUUGGUAGUAAGGCGAAUGAGAUCUUGGCAGCAGACUUUGUCUUCAGUGAAGCCAAUAAUAUUCAGAAAAAUGCUACAAAUCCUGAUGAUAUAGAAAUUGAUAGACAAAUUGAAUCAGGUUUUAGUUAUUAUGAUAACUAUUACAAUCUGCAAAACAUUGUUGUUCGUAUUCAAGGAGAAACUGAUCAUGCUGUAAUGCUCAAUUGUCAUUUUGACUCAGUUCCUGGAAGUCCUGGCGCUAGUGAUGAUAUCGUAAAUUGUUGCGUUAUGAUGGAAAUCUAUCGGGUUUUAUCACAAAGUCCCAUAAAGCAACGCCACACAAUAAUUUUUCUUUUCAAUGGGUCUGAAGAAACAGGACUUCAGGCAGCCCAUGCAUUUAUAACACAACAAAAAUGGCGCAAAAAUGUAAGAGCCUAUAUUAAUUUGGAAUCUACGGGAAGUGGUGGAAAGGAAAUCCUUUUUAGAACUGGACCCAAACACGAUUGGCUAGUUAAAAUGUAUCGCGAAAGUGUUCCUAGACCUUUUGGUCAAGUAGCAUCUGAGGAGUUAUUUGAAAGCGGCGCAAUUCCAUCAGCCACUGAUUUUCAGAUUUUUCGUGAUUACGGCGAUGUUCCAGGCUUAGAUUUUGCAUAUGUUGAAGAUGGAUGGAGAUAUCAUACUCGAUAUGAUAACAUUGAUUAUAUUACGAUAGAAUCAGUUCAGCAUACUGGAAACAAUAUCCUUGCACUUACAAAGAAAAUUGCAAAUUCAAAGGAACUUAGUGAUCCACCAGAAGGAACUUAUUCAAUUUAUUUUGAGUAUCUGGGAUUAGUUUUCGUAUCUUACUCUGCAACCGCAGGUGCAAUAUUCAACUACAUCAUCAGUAUUCUUGCAUUUGCAAUUCCAUUUAUGCUUCAAACAAAGUUCAAAAUGGAAAAUCUUGGAUUUGUAAUUUUUGAAACAAUUAUGUCUUUAGUUACAAUAAUAAUAAGCAUACUCUUGGCAACACUAGCAUGCUGGGGAAUGGCUUCACUAAUGAAUUCUGUGGAUAAUACAAUGAGUUGGUUUAAUACAACAUUUUUGUCAAUCGGCAUUUACUGUUCUUUGGCAUUAAUUGUUCAAAUUGCGACCUAUCAUGCAAUGCAAUUAUUAGGCAAAUGUUUCUUUAGAACCAAAAAAUAUCGAGAAACAUCAAUGAGACACAGAGUAAAGAUCAAUUUAAAUGGAGUCACUAUGUUUUGGUCACUUUUAACCAUCACAUUAACUGCAAUGGGAAUGAGAAUUGGAUAUAUUUUUAUGGUUCUAUUAUUUGUUUCAUUAUGUACUUAUCUAUUGACAUACUCAAUGUGCAGAGUUCUAUCAAAAACCACUUCACAAAGUUGGAUCUUUGUUCAUGUAUUCGGACAUUCAGUUGUGUUUCUAUUUUUAUGCUACAUUUCAAUUCAAAUCCUUCUACUUUUUAUUCCGAUUGCUGCUAAACAAUACUAUGAAAAUCCUGAUAUAUUGGUAGCUAUUAUUUGUGUAUUGUGGAUGGUAAUGUGCAUGAGUUACUUUAUUCCACUGACACUGUUCAUUAAGCUAAGAGCGGUCUUAUAUUGUUCUUUAUUGACGCUUUUUGUUACUUGUACAAUCCUUGCAUUCACAUCACUCGGAUUUCCUUAUAGUGAUGCUCAACAUGCACCAAGGUUACAAAGAUUUCGAACAACUCAUAUAAAGAGAACGAUAUAUGAUCCUGCUGGAAACGAAAAGUCAUCAAUUGGGAAUAUGAUGAUUUAUGCUUGGGAUAGAAAUGGAAUAAGAACUUUAAAAGAAGCAUUUAAUGGCCAUGAUUUUCUGUACAUUAGGAAUGAUGAGUUAUGCUCUGAAUAUUAUUUAUGUGCUUUCCAGCAUCGAGCUAUAAAUGAAAGGGUUAUUGCUAUUAAAGGCUUCCAUACGAAACCAAAUAUUGAUCCCACGGCAUAUAAACUUAUUAAAGCUACAAGUAAUGGAGGGGUUGUGGAAAUAGAGUUCGCUCUUGAAUUAAGAACUACUGUUGAGCUUUCUUUGACUUUGGAUGAAGGAUUAGAGUUUGAAUCUAGUAAUAUCGAUUUUACUAAAAUAGAUCAAAAUCAAAAACGUCACAUAAUUACUACAAUUACUGUUGGAGUAAGCAAUAAUGAUACCUACUUGAUUAAAAUACAACUAAAGGGUACACCAAUUUCAAACAUAUUUGCGUCAUUAGUCGUCGUAACUAUAGAUUCAACAUUUGAUCAAGGUGCAAAGACUACUGAAUUCGCUCAUAUAUUGAAUAAAUUUCCUGACUACACAUUUUCAUAUGUGCACCAAGUUGACUCGUCUGUGUAUGAAAUAGCACAAAAGUAA